Molecule: messenger RNA, 1032 nt
Organism: Ogataea angusta
Lineage: Eukaryota; Fungi; Ascomycota; Pichiomycetes; Pichiales; Pichiaceae
Exons: 1
Coding region: 1-1032 (343 amino acids)
Biological process (GO): thiamine biosynthetic process
Source: RefSeq, a predicted model, not a curated record
AUGACCUCCAACAAAAUCACCUUCUGUCUCAACUGGACUCCUGAGCCGUACCACAUCCCUGUGUUCCUUGCCCAGAGCAUGGGCUAUUUCAAGGAACAAGGCCUAGAUGUGGCCAUUCUCGAGCCCUCGAACCCUUCGGACGUGACCGAGCUGAUCGGCUCGGGCAAGGUCGACAUGGGCCUCAAGGCGAUGAUCCACACGCUCGCCGCCAAGGCCCGCGGCUGGAACGUCACUUCGAUCGGGUCGCUUCUGGACGAGCCGUUCACCGGAGUGCUGUAUCUCAAGAACAAGCCCAACGGCGUCACUGACGACUUCCAGUCGCUCAGAGGCAAGAGAAUCGGGUACGUGGGCGAGUUCGGCAAGAUCCAGAUCGACGAGCUGACCCGCCACUACGGCAUGACUCCAGACGACUACACCGCGGUCCGCUGCGGCAUGAACGUCGCCAAGGAGAUCAUCGAGGGCAACAUCGACGCCGGCAUCGGCAUCGAGUGUGUGCAGCAGGUCGAGCUGGAGGAGCAUCUCAGGGCAGAAGGCAGCGACGUGAACAACGUUGGCAUGCUCAGAAUCGACAGGCUGGCCGAGCUCGGCUGCUGCUGUUUCUGCACUGUCCUGUACAUUGCCAACGACAAGUUCAUCGAGGCCAACCCUGACAAGGUCAGAAAGUUCAUGAAGGCCAUCAAGAAGGCCACCGACUACGUCAUUGCCCAUCCUCUCGAUGCGUUUGAGCAGCUAUGCAGACUCAAGCCGCAGCUGAACAACGACCUGAACACCAAGAUCUUUGAGAGAUGUUUCGCCUAUCUGAGCGACUCCUGCUACAACGUCAAGCGGGACUGGCAGAAGGUCAACAACUACGGCAAGAGACUAUUGGUGCUUCCACCAGACUUCCAACCAAACUACACCAACGAGUUCCUUUCCUGGGACGAGCCUCGGGAGGUCAAUGACCCUGAGGAGGCCCAGAGAUUGAUGGGUAUCCAUCAGGAACAGUGCAAAUGCAACGGUGGCUACCGUAGACUGGUUCUCAACGGUGUCUAG